GUGGGCGAUACUCCUCCUUUGGCAGGUAUAGCUUUAUAUCUAGUGACAAAAACCUGAUUAGAACAUUUCCUCUCUCAGUUCUGGUCUUUAAUCAGACGGAAAUAUCUGGACGCACAGGAAACUAAGACAGCAGGAUCUUGACAUCUGAUCCACAAUGACUGAACUCUGUAUUCGAUCAAUCUUCCUGGCAGUGACUGUACUGCUUUUGUCACCCAUGAGUGAUGGUAUUAAGAUAACCCCACGGCCCAAGUACCAAUACACCAAGAAGCCUCCUCGAGAAUUGGCCCACACUACCGCAUAUGUUGGUAAAUCCACUGUUACACCAAGGGUAGUGGACUAUACCAAGGCAAAAGACCGUGUUUCUUCUGUUGUCACAGAGAGUACCACCGUCCCUAAUGCGCAUGUGGGUUACCACCCAGACACCACAGUGGCACCCAACAGUGUGCAGGAUAACUACACUCUGGACUAUACAGAAUGUUACCUCAACUUCUGCGAGUGCUGCCCUCCAGAACGUGGACCUGCUGGACCAAGUGGAGACAUGGGGCCUCCAGGACCUCCUGGUCAAAAAGGGGACCCAGGACUCAAAGGAUCUCCAGGACCAAUGGGUCCAACUGGGACGCCAGGAUUGAAGGGUGACAAAGGAGAAAAAGGUGAGAAAGGUAGCAGUGGAUUUGCAGGCUCUCCAGGCAAUACAGGGAAGGCUGGACAGAAAGGUGAUACCGGACUUAAAGGUGAAAAAGGUGCAAGUGGUAUGCCAGGAUUCAAAGGUGCUAAAGGUGAAAAAGGAGAGCCUACUGAAAAUGUAACUAAAGGUGACAGAGGUGAGGCAGGUAAAGAUGGACCACCUGGACCACCAGGCAUGAUUGGAGACAAGGGGGAGAAGGGUGAAAGGGGAGAAUGCGGACUGCUGGGAGAGAGAGGACAAAAAGGAGAACCAGGCGAACCUGGGCCCCCGGGUAUGAGGGGCGAUCCUGGUUCUUCAGGGCAACAUGGAAUGCAUGGAAACCCUGGCAUACCUGGAGAACGUGGUGAAACUGGGAGCCCGGGAAUCAAGGGGGAGCCAGGACCAAGAGGCCUUGAAGGAGCUCAAGGUGUAAGAGGUCUAAGAGGACCAAAAGGUGAAAGGGGUCUUCCGGGAAAGCGUGGUGAACGUGGCCUUCAAGGUAUGAAAGGGACAGCGGGUGACACUGUGGGGCAACUGCGCUCUGCCUUCAGUGUAGGUCUCUACCCAAGCAAGUCAUUUCCACCUUCAGGCUUCCCAGUACGCUUCGACAAGAUAUUCUACAACGGAGAAAACCAUUACGAUGUCGCCACCAGCAAGUUCAACUGCACUUACCCAGGGGUUUAUGUCUUCUCUUACCAGAUAACUGUGAGAAACAAGCCUUUGCGUGCAUCCUUGGUUGUGAAUGGGGUGCGUAAGUUGCGUUCACGGGACGCACUUCAGGGCCAGGACAUUGACCAGGCCUCCAGUCUAGUGCUUCUGAAGCUUGCUGCUGGAGACCAAGUGUGGGUGGAGACCCUAAGAGAUUGGAAUGGUGCCUACUCAAGCAGUGAGGAUGACAGCACCUUUUCAGGGUUUUUGCUGUAUCCUGACUGACAUCAAAGACAAACCAGGGUCAGGCAUUGCACUGAAAUCUACAUAACCAUCAUAUGUGGGAUUGAGAUACAGAUUCAAGAGAUGUUUCAGAUUCAAGGGACUAUUUUUUAAUCCCAUUCCUGCCCACUCUUGAAGGAAUUCUGACAAAUCCCUCCCACCCACGCAGACCCUCCGGACCAAUCCUGCAACUAUUUUUUGUUUCUACCCACCUGUGAUAUUUUCUAAUAAAUGUAAAUGGUUAUGGUUCCCAAAUAUAAACAAAUUAGUACUUUAAACCAUAUAUAAACUAACUAGGAUGAAGCAGUUACCAAGGAUGGAUGAAUCAAUGCUGUAAAUUCAUUGUACAGUGUGCAGACUACUGCAUUCAAUAUGCUCUUAUGUUAAAGAAUGUGGCCUUUCUUCAUACUUCAUGAUUUAUUUUGUUUUUUUGCCUUUCUAUAAAUGUCCAAUAUUUUUGUCUUAAGCAACUAAGCCUUGAUAACAAACACCAUACAAUAUAACCAAUAUGUCCAUGUUUAGGCAAUCUAUGUAUUAUGUUAUGCAUUAAUUAGAACAAUCAAAAUCUUGUUAUCUUACAAAUAUGUACACUCAUCCUGUAUUGCCCCAUGUGUGAAGCAGUAACAUUUGUUUUGAAAUUUGUUUGACCAACCUAUUAUAAACGCAAUCACCAUCACCUUGGUACAUCACCAAUGAUGAACACUGUAUUUCUUAUUAUAAAAAUAAUUUUUCCCUUUAAUAGCCCAUGUUA
Messenger RNA from Pangasianodon hypophthalmus (striped catfish), 2345 nucleotides. RefSeq names its product otolin 1b (gene otol1b). The coding region runs from base 155 to 1597 and encodes 480 amino acids. Lineage: Eukaryota; Metazoa; Chordata; Actinopteri; Siluriformes; Pangasiidae. The record is from RefSeq and is a predicted model, not a curated record. Gene Ontology annotation, molecular function: protein binding. The transcript has 5 exons.